AUGCUUUCUAUGCAGUCUCUCCUUUCCCUGAUCGGGGGCCUUUCCCUCGUGGGCGCUGCGACUAUCACCAAGCAGCCUUCGCAGGCGGAGAUCGAUGCGGCCCGCGCCAAGGUGCAGCCAUUCUCGCCCGUAUCCAACGUCAAGGGCUUGGCCUUUGACCGGUUCGUGGAUAUCUGGCUCGAGAACACCGACUAUGCCACGGCGUCCAAGAACCCGAGCCUGUCCAAACUGGCGUCAGAGGGUAUCCUCCUGACCAACUACUGGGCGCUCACGCACCCGUCGCAGCCCAACUACUGCGCAUCGGCAGGUGGAGACAACUUCGGCAUGGAUAACGACAACUUCCAGCAAAUCCCAUCGAACGUGUCGACCAUUGCGGAUUUGUUCGACACCAAGCACAUCGCCUGGGGCGAGUACCAAGAGGACAUGCCGUAUGCCGGCUACCAGGGGAUGCGGUAUCCGCUGAGCGGACCCAACCAGUACGUGCGCAAGCACAACCCGCUGGUGAUGUUUGACUCGGUCACGGAAAGCGAGGUGCGGCCGCGCCAGAUCAAGAACUUUACCUCGUUCCACGACGACCUGGCACACCACAAGCUGCCGCAGCACAUGUUCAUCACGCCGAACAUGACCAACGACGCCCACGACAGCGACAUCACCGUCGCCGGAAACUGGGUCGACCGGUUCCUGUUGCCGCUGCUGAAGGACCGCUACUUUUCUAACAACACGCUUGUAUUGCUGACCUUCGACGAAAACGACACCUACGACGAGCCGAACCGCCUGUACAGUAUCUUGGUUGGCGGCGCCAUCCCGGACCACCUCAAAGGAACCAAGGACAACACUUUCUACACGCACUACUCGAUUAUCGCGUCGCUGUCUGCCAACUGGGGUCUGCCCUCGCUCGGCCGCUGGGACUGCGGCGCCAACCUUCUCAAGUUGGUCGCCGACAAGACCGGCUAUGUCAACUGGGACGUCGACACCAGCAACGUCUUUCUCAACCAGACCUACCCUGGUCCGCUGUCUGCCGGCACUUACUCCAAGUACUCGCCCAAGUGGGCCAUCCCCACCACGAACGAGCGCUGCUCCGCGGGACAUGGGAUCGUCGAUGUCGUCAAGAAGACCUACAAGGAUCAGAAGCCCACCUACAACUACACUAGCCCUGUCCCGUAUGACACUGCUAGCAAGACCAACUUGGGUAUCAAGUACAGCCGUACGAAGGACGGAAAGAAGGAGAGUAGAAUUACUCGCUAA
Messenger RNA from Penicillium alfredii, 1245 nucleotides. Its product is annotated as putative acid phosphatase. NCBI's taxonomy places the organism in Eukaryota, Fungi, Ascomycota, Eurotiomycetes, Eurotiales, Aspergillaceae. Gene Ontology annotation, molecular function: hydrolase activity, acting on ester bonds. The transcript is spliced from 3 exons. The coding region runs from base 1 to 1245 and encodes 414 amino acids. The record is from RefSeq and is a predicted model, not a curated record. Gene Ontology annotation, biological process: phospholipid catabolic process.